Callorhinchus milii (elephant shark) is the source of this 833-nucleotide messenger RNA. RefSeq lists its product as uncharacterized. The coding region runs from base 1 to 798 and encodes 265 amino acids. The record is from RefSeq and is a predicted model, not a curated record. The transcript is spliced from 8 exons. NCBI's taxonomy places the organism in Eukaryota, Metazoa, Chordata, Chondrichthyes, Chimaeriformes, Callorhinchidae.
AUGGUUGAGGUGGAUGGCAUGGCCCAUUGUGUCAAAAGCAGUGGAGAAGUCCAGGAGGACAAGGAGACAGAGCUCUACAUUUUUGGUGGAGUCAAUGAAGAGGAAGAAUUCAAUGAUAUAAGGGUGAUGAAGUUAAUAAAUCCAUCUGACCGUCAGCCGAUUAUGAAAGAGAUUCUCUCAGAAUUUGGCAUCCAUGAAGUCAGCAAUAGGUUUUCGCCUACAAAGAUCCCAAAGGUGAGAUAUGAAUUGACAGAACUCCUGAGCAGCGCCAGAACAGACUCUCCACCCCAAGUACCAGCAAGUGAACCCCGGGAUCUGAGCUCUAUUCACAAGCAAGCUGUGGAAAUGAUCACUCGUGCUUUUGCUAUGCUGGACAUUGAGUUUCAAAACCUGAACACUGAGAAAACAGAACUUAAUCAAGCUAGAAUUGCUUUCCAGAAAGAAAAAGAUGCUUAUGAUAAACAGUACAGAAGUCAGCAACAGGAGCUUCAGGAAAUGCUAGAAAAACAUAAGGCCAGAAUGAAGCUUGGCUUAAAGCUCGAGCUGAGGAAAACGACAGAGAAAGACAAGAGCUCUGCAGACAAAAGGCAGAGCUGUUGCAGGAACAAGGGAAGCUGCAUGAAGAACAGAAAGACUUGCAGAAACGGAGCCAGCAGCUCCUCUCCAUCAUGCAGCAGUUUAAGGGCAUGUGAGGAGUUGCUGCUGGAUCCUGAGAUUGAAAUAGAACUAAAACUCCCAGACAAGGUGGAAUUCUUUCCUCUUGCUAAGUCAGGCAGUCCAUUUCUUUUCAGCAAAUAGACAGACGAUAAGUAACCCAAUAACCCAUUCUGCAA